AUGAGCUCCGGAUCUUCAGUACUAUGCAGGGUCGCCGUGUUUGUGCCUCAGACACGGCUGGGCCGCCUGGUCCAAAACCAGUUCUUCGACAUCUUCUACAGCAUCUGCAUCAUCGUCAACUGCUUGACGAUGGGUCUGCAGGCAGACAUGUUGGUCAAUGAUUAUUCCGAUGGAAUCGUGCUGGUUGUCAGGAUGAUCGAGCACGUUCUUGUUGCGCUCUUCACCUUUGAGAUCUUUGCGCGAUUGCGCGUGUACGGGCGCUGGUACUUCUCGUUGACCAGGAUGGAUGAACGUCGUAGACGUCACGAGCCUGACUUGGGUUGGAAGCCAGCGUGGGCUGCGAUGAUCGUUGUCCUGUCCGGGGUAGUCUUUGGCUGGAUUCUCCCAUUGCUGUAUGAACUGAUGGGCGAAGAUCUGUUCGGUGCAGGAUUCAUGCGAAUGCUCUCUGUCUUCAGAGCUUUGCGGCUGCUGAGAAUAGUUCGUGUCAUUCAGCAAAUGCCAAUGUUCCGAGAAGUGUGGCUGCUGUUGCGAGGGUUGACAAGCUCCAUGCGCACUUUGAUAUGGACAGUGGCCGUGAUUUUUGUGCUCACGUACAUUUUCGCAAUUCUGGGCUGCUGGAUGAUCAGCGACCAGAUGAAAGCGUUGAAAAGCGAUGUUGUGGACCAGGAGCUCUACGAGGCCACCUACAACAUGGUGAAAGGCAUCGGCCCUUUGAUGCAGCUUCUGAUCCAAUUCCUGACGCUGGAUUCGUGGAAUUCGAAGAUGGAGAGAAUCAUGCUGUACGCACCUUGGUGCUUGGCAUAUUUCUACAUGUACAUUGCUGUGGCGGUUUUCGUGCUCAUGAACCUUGUGACGGCCAUCAUUGUGGAAAACGCAAUGUCUGCCUCCAGAAUGGACGAAGACCAGCGCUUGAAGCAGAGGCAUGGCUGCAGUGGCUGCAACCUCAAGAGCUUUGAUGGAACUUGUGUGCAAGCGGCGGAGCUGCUUGUUAGUUUACAGGAUUCACAGGAGCACAGGAUGGAAGAAGUCAAGCGCAAGGAGCUGAAAGAGCUUGAGCACCUUGGGCAUGAACGAAGGCAGCUGUUCUAUUUGAUGGAUGCGGACGGCGAUGGAACGCUAGAUUGGGAAGAGUUUGAGAAUGCCUUCCACGAUGAAGAGAUGAGUCGGAAAUGGCGCUUGCUUGAUUUCCAGCCUGACGAGUGCAAGGAACUUUUCGAUCUUCUUGAUGACGGAGAUGGGGGCAUCGAGACGAAGGAAUUCUUUCAUGGACUGGCACGCAUGAAAGGAGGCGCGCAGUCCAGAGAUCUCAUGCGGGUGGCGCAACGAGUGGACAGGUUGGGCAAAGAUUUAUCCUGUCUUUUCGAUAUUGUGCAGACAAGUACCUGGGACAACGCAUCGUUCGCGUCCGAUGCUGAUAGAAGCACGGGCAGCGCUAGCACCUUGGCUGAGCAAAGCUCAAUUGUUGAAAGUGAGCACUGCUGCAGUUGCAUUGAGAAGUAA
Molecule: messenger RNA, 1500 nt
Organism: Symbiodinium natans
Lineage: Eukaryota; Dinophyceae; Suessiales; Symbiodiniaceae
Source: the annotation of a GenBank genome assembly